Messenger RNA from Formica exsecta, 1980 nucleotides. RefSeq lists its product as uncharacterized. Bases 1 to 1980 code for a protein of 659 amino acids. The transcript is spliced from 7 exons. Lineage: Eukaryota; Metazoa; Arthropoda; Insecta; Hymenoptera; Formicidae. The record is from RefSeq and is a predicted model, not a curated record.
AUGGAUGACUAUUAUGUUGAAGUAAAUCUUCAGGACGCCGAAUCUGAAGAGCAGUUCAAAAUUAAACUGUCUCAGAAUGAUGCUCCUAGAGCACAAACUGAAGCACCUCAGCAUGUACCCUCAUUUUCCACCUGCUCCUCAAAUAAUACUUUAGUGAAAGAAACAUUUGAUACUGAAAUGGACAUUUCUCGAGAAAAAAAUGGAGAGGAGGAAUCAUCGGUGGAUGGUUUCAGAUGGCCUCAUGCAGCUAUAAUGCUCUUGUUAGAAGAAUAUAGACAGCGGGAGGAAAACAUGUCUUCUGGAAAAAUUACCCAUAAAAAGGCAUGGGAUCAAAUUGCUGAAGUGAUGAAUGCUAAUGGGUAUUUUGUGACAAGCAAGCAAUGCACCACUAGAAUUAAUACCAUGAAACAAACAUACAAAGCCGUCAAAGAUCACAACGGAAAGUCCGGUAACAAUAAGCGGACAUGGCAAUAUUUUGAAGUUAUGGAACGCUUUCUCGGCGAAAAGCCAUACAUGGCGCCAUUAUCAACUGUUUCAUCUACUGGUGCUGCAACAUCAAGAGGCAGGUCCGCAAGCAUUAGCUCCGUUUCAAGCUCCUCCAGUGUGAACAGCUGUGCUAUUUCUGAUAUAGUUUUAGAUGAUAAUGAUCAUGUUCCUCAUGUGGAAAGUUUUAGUCCAGAUUUGCGUGAAUGGGCUCUACGUAAUAACAUCUCACAUAAAGCAAUAAAUGAACUAUUACAUUUGCUUUUAAAAUAUAUUCCAAAUUGUUUCUUACCCAAAGAUGCCAGAACUUUGUUACAUACACCUCGUACAACAAACUGUGUAAAUAUUGCAGGUGGAGAAUAUUUACAUUUUGGAUUAUUAAAUGUGCUGAAUUUAUUAAUGGAAAAAUAUAUUGAUGCUAAACUUGCUGUUGACAGCAUAACUCUUUCUAUGAAUGUCGAUGGUUUACCAAUUUCAAGGUCUUCAUCUUAUUGUCUUUGGUUAAUUUUAAUAUCUGAUGAAAUUUUUAAAUCCGUCCAUAUGAUAGGAGCAUAUUAUGGAUCAGGUAAACCAACAUCGGCAAACGAUUUCCUUGAACAAUUUAUUUAUGAACUGAAGAUACUUAUAAAAGACGGAUUUAUGUAUAGCACACGUCGUAUAAGUGUAACUCUUUCCACAAUUAUUUGUGAUACUCCUGCAAAAUCAUUUGUUUUGUAUACAAAAAGUCAUACUGGAUUUUCGAGUUGUUCUAAAUGCACUAUUAUAGAAAAAAGUAUAAACAAUACUACAUGCUUCCCUUACACUAAUAAGACUUAUCUCAGAACUGAUGAAGACUUUUUACAACAGACUGAUGAAAAAUACCAUCAAGGAAAGACAUUGUUACUGCAAAUACCGAAUAUUGGCCUGGUGUCAGCAGUUGCACUAGAUUAUAUGCAUCUAGUUUGUUUAGGUGUUACAAAGAAGUUAUUAUUGUUAUGGAUGAAAGGACCAUUGACAAUAAGAAUUGUAAUUGCACUGAAAAAUUCGAUACCAAAAGAGAUUUCGAGGAAACCCAGAAGUCUGUCAGAAAUUAAAUAUUGGAAGGCCACUGAAUUCCGAAAAUUUCUGUUGUAUACAGGGCCCAUUGUUUUGAAAUCAAUUUUAAAGCAGAAAAUAUAUGAACAUUUUCUAACGCUACAUGUUGCCAUCUCCAUACUAAUAUCUCCAACAUUAAUUACAAACAAUGAAAAUAUAAAGUACGCUGAAGAAUUGCUGGUUAACUUCGUGAAAGGUUUUCAAGUUCUGUACAGCAAACAAUUUGUCUCGCACAACGUGCACAAUUUAAUUCAUUUAAGUAAUGAAGUAAGAAGAAAUGGAAUAUUGGAUAACUUUAGUGCCUUUCCAUUCGAAAAUUUUUUGGAAAAUCUGAAGAAACUAAUUAGAAAACCUGAAAAACCUUUGCAACAAUUGGCACGAAGAUACGAUGAACAGCAGUCUGUAAUGUUUCAAGAGCAAUAA